AUGAACACCUGGUUUUUAAGAAAAGUCAAGGAUCGACAAGGAAGGAUAAUUCACGUUUCUGCAGCGACAAAUCGGGAGCAAAGAUGGUUAGUAAAUCGAUCAAAGGUGAUGGUGACGGAUGAAAAGGAUGAGGGAGUCGAGGGAAUAGGUGGGGUGGUGGUGGAGGAGGAGGAGAAGAGAAGGGAGUGA
Messenger RNA from Histoplasma mississippiense, 189 nucleotides. RefSeq lists its product with no specific name. The transcript has a single exon. The record is from RefSeq and is a predicted model, not a curated record. Bases 1 to 189 code for a protein of 62 amino acids. NCBI's taxonomy places the organism in Eukaryota, Fungi, Ascomycota, Eurotiomycetes, Onygenales, Ajellomycetaceae.